ACUCUGAUACUACAAACCAAUCAAACCCACACACACAAAUAUUCAUAACACUCACACACUCCGCCGUCUUCCGUCGUCACACGGCCGCCGGUCAUAGGUUUUCCGGCGUCGAUUCAUCUGGCCACCGCGUAGCAUCGACUCCAGUAACUAAUCAUAUUCGGAAUCUCACCGUCAGUCUCAGUCGUCAGCGUAUUCUAGUUAUUUUCGUAAUGUCAAAUAUAGCAUACAGUCCACUGGUUUUCGGUCAGAGCUCUGGCCUAUCUAGUUUUUGUUCUUUACGCCGGUCAACAUUUGGCCCCUUCAGAGCUGUUUCAUCCAGCAAGUUAUUAUUCAACACUCAGAGAGGAUUUUUACGAGAGCCCCUUUCUGACACUGUUACAUGUGCAAUGAAGUCGUAUAAGUUAUCUGAUCUCACACAGAGGGAGGUUGAAAGUCUUAAAGCUCGACCGCGAAUAGAUUUCACUUCAAUUUUCAGUGUGGUCCAGCCCAUUGUCGAUGAUGUUCGCGUCAGAGGCGACGAUGCUGUUAAAGAAUAUACUUCACGCUUUGACAAGGUGCAACUAGAAAAUAUUAUCGAAAAUGUGAAUGAACUUCCGGAUCCAGAGCUUGAUGAAGCUGUUCGUGAAUCAUUUGAUGUGGCAUACAGCAAUAUCUAUGCAUUUCACGCUGCACAAAAGCCAGUUGAGAAAGUUGUGGAGAAUAUGAAAGGUGUGAGAUGCAAACGAGUGGCAAGGAGUAUUGCUUCUGUUGGUCUUUAUGUUCCAGGAGGCACUGCAGUUCUACCAUCAACAGCUCUUAUGCUUGCCGUUCCAGCUCAGAUUGCUGGAUGUAAAACGGUAGUGCUUGCAACUCCUCCUUCUAGUGACGGCAGCAUCUGCAAGGAGGUACUAUAUUGCGCGAAGAAAGCCGGUGUCACCCACAUUCUUAAAGCUGGAGGAGCUCAGGCCAUUGCUGCCAUGGCAUGGGGAACACAAUCAUGUCCUAAGGUUGAGAAGAUAUACGGUCCUGGAAAUCAAUAUGUGACGGCUGCAAAAAUGAUUCUUCAAAACAGUGAAGCUAUGGUUUCUAUAGACAUGCCGGCAGGACCAUCAGAAGUGCUUGUCAUUGCCGACAAAUACGCUAGUCCUGUUCACAUAGCUGCCGAUUUGCUUUCUCAGGCUGAGCAUGGGCCAGAUAGCCAGGUGGUUCUGGUAAUUGCAGGUGACGGUGUAGACAUAAAAGCCAUCGAUGAAGAAAUCACCAAGCAAUGCAACAGUCUCCCGAGAGGAGAGUUUGCUUCAAAAGCUCUUAGUCACAGUUUCACUGUCUUUGCACGCGAUAUGCUUGAGGCAGUUACGUUUUCCAACUUGUAUGCACCUGAACAUCUGAUCAUUAACGUUGAAGAUGCAGAGAAGUGGGAGAGCUUUAUUGAAAAUGCAGGGUCUGUAUUUGUUGGGCAGUGGACCCCGGAGAGUGUGGGAGACUAUGCUAGCGGGACUAACCAUGUUCUUCCUACUUACGGAUAUGCUCGCAUGUACAGUGGGGUGUCACUAGACUCUUUCUUGAAGUACAUAACCAUCCAGUCUUUGACGGAAGAAGGGCUCGCAAAGCUGGGGCCACAUGUGGCGACGAUGGCUGAGGUGGAGGGUUUGGAUGCCCAUAAAAGAGCUGUAACCCUUCGACUUCAAGACAUUAAAGCGAGACAGGCAGUAUAAGUAUUUUUUUUUACCCCGCGUUCCCUACUGAGUUGGGUGUGUAAGAAUAUUUAUCUUAUGGUAGGUUGCUUUGUUUGUUUGAGUUAUGAAAGACAAGAAAAAAUGUUCAGUUUUGAGAUUGAAGCGGUCAGCAUUAUGUUGUUCAUCUGGCUAACUUUGAUCAAUGUCAGUAUUUAAUAAAUUCAUAAAUGUCCUUUAAAUGAUGGACCGUGAUGAAAAUGAGCAAAUUUUGCUUA
Molecule: messenger RNA, 1930 nt
Organism: Helianthus annuus (common sunflower)
Lineage: Eukaryota; Viridiplantae; Streptophyta; Magnoliopsida; Asterales; Asteraceae
Product: histidinol dehydrogenase, chloroplastic
Exons: 16
Coding region: 210-1694 (494 amino acids)
Biological process (GO): L-histidine biosynthetic process
Cellular component (GO): cytoplasm; chloroplast stroma
Molecular function (GO): NAD binding; histidinol dehydrogenase activity; metal ion binding
Source: RefSeq, a predicted model, not a curated record